GACACAAGGUGCAUUACUUCCUGCAGUUUUAAGACAGCAAAUGCACUUCAGAGCGCAGUAAGCUCUAAAUUUUCCAGUGGUGAUGAAAACAACAGGCGGAUCUAAACCCGCCGCGUUUUAAUGUAGCCUACUACUUUUGAAAUCGUGUGAAAAUCAAGAUAAUCUUUUCCAGUAUUUUCUUGGACCACUUCGGAUACCCCUAAAUCAUCUGCCAGUUCAGUUCAAUUAGAAGCUGGAGCAAUGAUGAAUAAUUCUACUGCAGAGUGCAAUCCCAGAGCCGACUUCCAGAUUUACCUCUUCCCAGCAGUCUACUCCCUGGUGUUUGUGUUAGGGCUUCUGGGAAAUGUGGGCGCCCUCUAUGUGUUCAUCUUCAAAAUCACCCCACGAUCCUCCUCAAACGUCUACGUCAUCAACCUGGCAUUGGCAGACACAAUCUUCCUUUGUACACUGCCCUUCCGCAUCCACUACCACCUGAAGGGGAAUGACUGGGUCUUUGGCUCUCAGGCUUGCCUGGUCAUCGGCACUCUUUUCUUCACCAACAUCUACAUCAGCAUCGCCUUCCUGACCUGCAUUUGCAUCGACCGCUACAUCGCCACCGUCCACCCGCACACCUACCUGCGGCUACGCGCCACCAGAUGCACGCUGUGGGUGAGCCUGGCCGUGUGGAUGGUCACUGGGGCGGCCAUGCUGGCCUUCGUCGUAGACGGGCCGCUGGACAGCAUGACCCCCGAGGCUGGCGGGUCCCGCAGCAGCUGCUAUGAGAACUUCUCCCAGCGCGAGUGGGCCAAGCGCAUGACGGCCUACAACGUGUGCGGCCUGGUGUUCGGCUCCAUCGUGCCCCUCGUCGUCAUCAUGAUCUGCUACCCGCUGGUAGCGCGCCGGCUCGCCCGCAUCCGGACUAGCACCAGCAGGCGGGCGCUGCGCAUCAUCUAUGCCAUACUGGCCAUCACCGCCGUCUGCUUCUUGCCCUACGCCGUAGUCCACCUCCUGCACUUGCUCAUGCGCCACCAGAUCAUUCAGAGCUGCGUCUACGCCAACGCCAUCUACAAGGCGCGGAGGCUGACCAUGGCCCUGGUUAGCCUCAACAGCUGCCUGGACCCAGUGCUUUACUACUUCACCACCAGUCACUGCAAGUGGAGCUUUUUCAAGAGGCUACGGCUAAGGAGGACCCGGGACGUGUACACCAUCACCAAAGGGAACUAACCAACCCGGUGGCCACUUAAGCACCAUGCUGGUUCAUUCAAAGUACAAAGAAGGGCAACUAAAUUGGUUCCUGGAAUGAAAGGAAAUGGCUGUGUGGACAGACUUAAGAUAUGUAAUGCAUUCAGGCUCCACAAAAAUAUGCCUGCAAGGUUUUUAAUUCACAAAUGGACUGAAUAAAUUGGACUAAAAAAGAUUUUUACAUUACAAAACAAGUUCAUAAGAGUUCUGUUGUAGAAAAAAGGGGCUUAGGUGGCAAGAGGCUAAAGAUGAAUUCCACACUGAUAUUAGGAAGUAUGUUUUCAUACAGUUGUCUGGAACAGUUUGCCCAUUCAUGUGGGUUUGAUGUCGUGAGUGAUAGUCUAUUCUGUGGGUAAAUAAGUGGUUAAAUGACCUGCUUUUGUCAUAUGCAUUGUAAUGUUCUUACAGCAGUGCUGCAGGGAAUGGUUCAUUGACUGUGGGUCUGGCUAAGCCUGCUGGUUUGUGAUUACCAUGUUAAUGUUAAACUUGUAUCGAUAUAAUCAGUAUUUCCAGGGGUUUGGCUUUCUGGUGCCCUCAUGGGACUGGUUUGAUGGAUUCGUAUAUCAGAACCUGAUGCUGUGUUAGAAUUUUCUAGCCAAAAAGGAAAUGGCUCUUCCAGGAGAAUGAGUUGAUUAGCUCAAGCUUUGUUUUCGUUUAUGUGAUUGAAAGGCGAGUCAUGUGGUAGGUGUAUACAUCUAAAUAUGCAUUUGUGUCAUCACACCAGAAUGUUAGCCUACUUUGGGAAUGAAGAGAUAGGCCUAAGAAUGUGUGCUGUGCACUGUGUAAUUUUGAUGUAAAUAAGAGAUAACUGAUGUCGGGGGCAGAACUAGCCUCUCAUACUGUGCGAUGAGAAAUAGUCACACUUAGAAUCCUUUUUUUUUAAUGCAAACAAUCCACAAUGUUACUUGUUAACAUUCAUUAAACAAUAUUUUU
Anguilla anguilla (European eel) is the source of this 2154-nucleotide messenger RNA. RefSeq names its product lysophosphatidic acid receptor 6. Gene Ontology annotation, cellular component: membrane. Gene Ontology annotation, biological process: G protein-coupled receptor signaling pathway. NCBI's taxonomy places the organism in Eukaryota, Metazoa, Chordata, Actinopteri, Anguilliformes, Anguillidae. The record is from RefSeq and is a predicted model, not a curated record. The transcript has 2 exons. Gene Ontology annotation, molecular function: oxysterol binding; G protein-coupled receptor activity. Bases 241 to 1203 code for a protein of 320 amino acids.